Molecule: messenger RNA, 4298 nt
Organism: Alligator sinensis (Chinese alligator)
Lineage: Eukaryota; Metazoa; Chordata; Crocodylia; Alligatoridae
Gene: SESN2
Product: sestrin 2
Exons: 10
Coding region: 191-1867 (558 amino acids)
Biological process (GO): cellular response to leucine starvation; negative regulation of TORC1 signaling; cellular response to L-leucine
Cellular component (GO): nucleus
Molecular function (GO): L-leucine binding; oxidoreductase activity, acting on peroxide as acceptor
Source: RefSeq, a predicted model, not a curated record
GCUGGCUGAGAGGCAGGAGCUCGCCUUGGGACUGAGCCAGGGGCGGCCGGACCGUGCCCUGAAUAGGCCUGCAGCUUUGGAAACUCCCUGUGAAGCAACCGGGAAACCAGCGCCGGCUGACUGGGGGGAAGGCAGCCUCCAAGCCUGGGCCCAGACGAGACCCCUGUGACUUCCCCGUGGCUGUGCUGCAAUGAUGGACCACGGGGAAGCUGCGGAUGGUGGCACCCCUGUGCCCAGUGCUCUGCCAGCAGGAGAGCAGGGAGCUGUGGCUCCCAGGGGCCUGGAUCCUGGGAGAUGGGUGGGGUUGUACAGUAGAGGCGAGAGGACCAGAGAAGAAACGAUGGAUGCGCUGGGGCGGGAGCUGCUGAGCGGCAUCCCCAGCACUGGCCCGUCCCAGGGGGAGACGGAGGAGUCCCCGGGCCUCCACCGGACAUUGCUGCUGCUACUCCGGCUCUCCCAGAGCUGCCCCUUUGGAGAGACCCAAGAGAAGUGCUCCCAGCUGCUGCAGGCUCUCCAGGACAGAGGGAUCAAGACUCCGCGGCAGCUGGGGAGAGGCCCGAGUUCCUUCCUCCCUGUGGAAGAGAUCUUGCAGGAGGGGGCGGAGAACGCCCAGCGGCGGAUCUUCAUCGAGGCCUUCGUGUCCACGGGCAGGGUGGACAACAUCACCAUGGUGAUGGGGCUGCACCCCAAAUACCUCUCCAGCUUCUGGAGGACCCAGUACCUGCUGCUGUGCAUGGACGGGCCCCUGCCCCACCACAAGCGCCACUACAUCGCCAUCAUGGCGGCGGCCAGGCACCAGUGCUCCUACCUGGUGGGCUUGCACAUGGGCGAGUUCCUGCAAGCCGGGGGGGACCCGGAGUGGCUCCAGGGCCUGCACUGUGCCCCCCAGAAGCUGAGGAACCUCAACGAGAUCAACAAGAUCCUGGCGCACCGGCCCUGGCUCAUCACGAAGGAGCACAUCGAGGCCCUCCUGAAGACGGGAGAGAACAGCUGGUCGCUGGCCGAGCUCAUCCAGGCCCUGGUGCUCCUCACUCAUUACCACUCGCUCGCCUCCUUCGUCUUCGGCUGUGGCAUCAACCCAGAGAUCGACCACGAGGGGGGACAUGCCUUCCAGCCGCCCUCCCCGCGCAGCUGUGACAGCAGCCCAGCCUCUGAGGAGGGGGUCAGUGGCUCCGGGGGCAGAGACGCCAUGCAGGAGGUGGAGGUGCUGAUGGAGAGGAUGAAGCUCCUGCAGGAGUGCCAGCUGGAGGAGGACGAGGUCACCCAGGAGGAGAUGGAGACCCGCUUCGAGCUGGAGAAGACGGAGAGCCUGCUUGUCGCCCCCUCGGACAUCGUUGAGCACUCCCUGCCCCACAACGUCCUGUGCUUCGUGGAGGAUCCCGGCUUCGGCUACAAGGACUUCACACGGCGAGGAGAACAGGCCCCCCCCACCUUCCGAGCGCAGGAUUACACGUGGGAAGACCACGGCUACUCGCUGAUCAACCGCCUGUACCCGGACGUGGGGCAACUGCUGGACGAGAAGUUCCAGGUGGUCUACAACCUGACCUACCACACCAUGGCCAUGCACCGCGGCGUGGACACCUCCACGCUCCGCCGUGCCAUCUGGAACUACGUGCACUGCGUCUUCGGCAUCCGGUAUGACGACUACGACUACGGGGAAGUGAACCAACUCCUGGAGCGCAGCCUGAAGGUCUACAUCAAGACAGUGGCCUGCUACCCCGAGAAGACCACGCGGCGCAUGUACACCCACUUCUGGCGCCACUUCAAGCACUCCGAGAAGGUGCACGUGAACCUGCUGCUGCUGGAAGCCCGGAUGCAGGCGGCCUUGCUGUACGCGCUGCGAGCCAUCACCCGCUACAUGACCUGACGGGGCUGUGCCCCCCUGCCCCACCCCACCCCAGCCGCGGGGGCAGGGGAGUAGGGGGGCAGGAGGUCACCUGCUUGGAAAGACUCAAUCUCUGGGACCUGUCAGCAAGGACUUGGGGUCCUCUGUCCACGGGGCCCAGAGCAACAGAGAGGGGGGAUCCUGCCCCUGGAAGCCAAACCGUUCAGCCCCCGCAGUGUGAAGAACCACCUCGGCCGUGCCCAGUGUUCCCCAUUGACGCUGCCCCCGUCCCGUGACCUGCCCCCGUGGCCGCGGUGCUGGCGAGGGCAGGGGGCCAGGCUCUGGGCUGGGGGCUCUUGCUGCAGCCUGGGGCUGGGGAGGGGGCUCCGACGUCCAUGUGCCUUUCUCCCAAAACCGAAGUGAACUCCAGCGGCGGCACAGCCACCCCCUGCUGCUGCCUUCCCAAGCCCAGGGCCCAGCGCCGCGGAUCCCUGGCCUCUGAGAACCUCGCCUCGUACCAAAGAGAUCUCCCAGGAUCCACCCAGCGGCUGUGAAUGGAUUCUCCCCCGCCAGCCCUGCUCCUCCGUGGCUCCGUAUCACUGUAAGACUUGGACUGCUCACACUCGAGGCAUCUCAGCCCCAGGCGGUGGCGGAUUGUGGCAGGAUCAGGAUCGGGUCCCGGCUGACACUAUGUGAUGGGGCUUCUCCUGCGCUGGGCACCGCCGGCUCUUGCACUCCAAAUCCCCGACACGGCCGCAGGAAGGAUGCUGGGGAGAGCUGGGGGAGCAGCCCAGUGCAGCGCCGAGGUGGCUGCACAGACACCGCGCGGGACAGAGGGACAGAUCUCUGCUUCCCCAAACCCCUCUGCACCGAGGGUGUGAGGAGACAGUCCCGUCUCCGUGCCACCACCCCGCACGUCUGUCCUGUUCGACACUCAGCCCUCCGGACACCGGGGCCUGCCCUGUGGGCGCAGCCCCUCUCCUCUGCUGUUCCCACCUGGGUGGAAGCAUCGGCAGGAGGGAGGACUGGAUGGGAGCCUCGGGCCCGGCGCUAGCUGAAUGAAAGCGUCUCCAGGUGCUGGGGGCAGUCAGGCUGGUGACGGGGUCCUCUGCGGUCAGCAAGCCCUGGCAGCUCUCUGCAGGACAUCUGAGCCCCGAUUCACGUGAACGCCCUGGAGGGCACCCGGGGACUUUGGCCCAGGGUGUUAUCGCAUCUCACCACUUGGUCCGCAGCACAUUUCCCUCCGGCCUCGCAGCCCUGGCACGUCCUCCAGGCGGGAUCAGCUGCCUCGCAGGGCGAGGGGAUAGCUGGGGCUAAGCCAGCGCUGGCAGCCCAGGCCGAGGGAAUGGCUCUAAGCUGUGAAGAAAACCGAGAGGCCUUUUUUUUUUUAAAUGAUUAUUUAAGUUGAUUUUCCCCUCUUGCAGCCUGGCCUCCCGCCCCAAGCCUUGCCUCUGAGCCGCCCCUUGCACUGCGACCCUAAAGGGUUCAUGCCUCGCGUUCCCGGGGACCUGGCAGCAUCUGCAGCUUCCAGCCAGUCACCAGGACACCCCUUGUUUUGGGUCUGCCUUGCAUGGAGACCCCCGUCUGCUCGGGGGGGACUCGUACCCUGGCUCUGCUUACCUCCUGGGGAGGCAGGCGCCAUCCCUUCUGCCCUUGGGGGACGUCACUCCCAGCACCCGUCAGCCUUGCAGCCCUGCUGCAGACCCCAGCCCUGGAUUCUGCUUUUGGGACUGACCCUGCAGCAGCCAGGCAGAGUGCGGGGGGUCAUUCGCAGGCUGUCAUUUUUUUUUUAAUGGCUCUAAAUGUCGGUAUUAGCUGGAGCAGCCUCAUUGCACAGGGGCCCAAAGACAGCGGGAGAGGGGCCGGGACGAUGGCUGCUUGGCCCAGGGGAAGCAGAGCAUGGAGCUUCCUCCCGUGGGUAGAAAGAGCAAGCGGCAUCGCGUGCGGUGAGCCCGUGCAUUGCCUGCUCGCCCCCGUGUGCAUCUCCAGCACUGGCUCCUUGUCCUCCCUGCUCACUGCAGUAUUGCACGCCUGCCCCGGCAGGCUACAGCCAUCGCGCUCCUGGUCGUGGGUAGGUUUUGCACAGCGCUUCCCGGCCGUCUCCGUUUCCCACCAGCACGUUCCUUUCCCGGGGCGGCUCGGCCGCAGUUCGCCAGCCGCGGGGUUACGAUGGCUGAGGGGGGGACACACAGACUAGCUUUAUCCUGACGUGCCCCAGCAUUUCACGUAGGUGCCGGUCGCUGUGAAAUGCCCUUGCCCACCCCCUGCCUUCCCGCCCCCCCGCAGGACGCUGCGUGGGCCCGACAGCUCCACCCGCCCGGCGUGGAAGCACGAAUGUUGCCCCAUGUUGCUGACCUGUAGCUCUCUGUAAGUUAUUAUUUGGGGGGGUGUUUAGUCCUGCCUGGGCAGGCAUCUGCCCCCGGGACUUUGCUACCAAUGCUGGCAGGUCAAUAAAAGCCUUUUUUUCUUUUUU